AUGGAGCUGCCUCGCGAGGUCUGCGAGCGUGCCAUGCGCGGCGAGCUUAAGCCGUCAGAUGCCAGAGCGCCAGCAGCGGACGACGACGGCUCGGCUGGUGCCAAAGACCCCGACACCGUCUGCUUUUGCUUGCCUCCGGCGCUCGCACGCGGCUUGCUGGUUGUCUUUAUCAUGGCGGGGGCGCAGACAGCGUCAUCGGAGCUGACGAGCCUGGGAUUGUCGCAUCUCAACGCACCCUUCUUCACCAUGUACAUUCACACAGUUUUCAUGGUCAUGCUCGCGCCGCUCAUGGCGCUUUUUGAGUGGUGCUGCUCUUCGACCGCGUCAAAGGCGUCUCGAGACACCUGGCGGUCAACGCUGUGGCUUGACGGCCAGCCACAGGAGGGCGUGUGCGUGCCACCCCUGGCGUGGCUCGCGGCCGAGUUCUACCUGUACUUUGUGCCCGCGAAUUAUGCAUACGCGCGUGCCCUCGUGUACGCAUCGCCUGGUCUCGUCACGGCCACCUUCUCGUCAUGCAGCGCCUUUGUGGCCGUGCUCUCUUACUUCUGGCUAAACGAGCCCAUGACGGGCGCCAAGAUUGCUAGUGUGGGGCUCGCCAUUGCGGGCAUUCUCGUGCCGGUCUAUUCGUUCAGCAACGGCGGGCUAGCGCAGGGCAAAAGCCCGUCCCUCGGCGUCGCCUUUGCGCUCCUCUCCUCAGUGAGCGCGGCGGUAUAUAAGGUGCUUUACAAGGCCCGCUUCCCUGGCGACCUCUCGGUCAGACAGCUCAGCGUCUUCCUCACGUUGAUGGGCGGCAUCAACGUGCUGCUGGGAACGGUGCCGUGCAUACUUCUCGGCGCAUCGGGCGUGGAGGAAUCGGCGUGGUCGCUCGACCCACCGUUGUCUGCGUUGGCGUGGGGCGCCAUCCUUGGUGGCUCGGUCCUGGUGUUGGUCUUCAACACAUCGAUCGCCAUUGGCAUUGCGAUCACGACGCCCCUCUUCAUUUCGAUCGGCACAGAGAUCACCAUCCCCGCGACCAUGGUGGUGGACGGCAUCACCAAGGGAGUGGUGCCGCCCUGGCAGCAGUGUCUCGGCGCGCUACUGCUCGUCCUUAGCUUCGUCGUUCUCGUGCUUGCCGGGAUCAGCGAGGGCAAAGCCGGCGGACACGGACGCGCUCGGAGUCGGACGCCGCAGCUGUCAACGCCGGCGUUCAGCCGGGCGCCAAGCAUGACUUAG
Molecule: messenger RNA, 1212 nt
Organism: Emiliania huxleyi CCMP1516
Lineage: Eukaryota; Haptophyta; Isochrysidales; Noelaerhabdaceae
Exons: 2
Coding region: 1-1212 (403 amino acids)
Cellular component (GO): membrane
Source: RefSeq, a predicted model, not a curated record